This is a messenger RNA of Limulus polyphemus (Atlantic horseshoe crab), 4598 nucleotides long. RefSeq names its product A-kinase anchor protein 13-like. Gene Ontology annotation, molecular function: guanyl-nucleotide exchange factor activity. The coding region runs from base 153 to 4598 and encodes 1481 amino acids. Gene Ontology annotation, biological process: regulation of Rho protein signal transduction. NCBI's taxonomy places the organism in Eukaryota, Metazoa, Arthropoda, Merostomata, Xiphosura, Limulidae. The transcript is spliced from 42 exons. The record is from RefSeq and is a predicted model, not a curated record.
GUUCUGACUGAGUGGUUUAUUGAGUUGACAGUGUUGCUGAUGUUAUUGUUUCGUACGAAAUUAGGGCUGACUUAUGUAGGAAAUGGUUUUAGAAUAUUAGGUAACUCUAUUGAAAUUAAAUGUAAUGAACUUAUAUUUAAAAGAGGUUAACAAUGGAUUUGAUCCCAAAUUGGGCUCCCGUUUAUGGGGGGAAAGCCAUUCAUCUUCAAUUAGACCUAUCAUCCUUUCCACCAUUAUCUUCAGAAGAGGUUGAAGAAGGAAAAUUUUACUUUGUUUUUCUGGGUUCAAGGCUGAGGCAUGUUACUCCUGCAAAAGCCACAUGGAGUCCUGGUUCACUGAUACUGAAAAGUCACAUUCCUGGGCAUGAUAAAGUGGAGCCCGUUUACUUUACUGCAUAUGUAUCAUAUCUUGGAGAAGAAAGGCCCAUCAGCUCAUCGAAAUUUCAGUAUGUUUCUGAUUAUGCUUACCAGAUGGCUACAUUUCUUUCUGACAGUGUGGAUAACAGUGAUGCUCUAAGUAACUUAGAACAAGUAUGUUCAGAAAAAUUUCAGAUAACUGCUGAAGCUCAAGCUAAUCUUGAUAGUCGACUUACUGCUGCAUUUAAAGCCUUGCAUCGUCCACCAAACUGGAGUAUAGUUGGAUCACGAUCAGAAGUGUUAGAACAGCAAGAGACAUUGUUACACUUUGCUGCACGACUAGGUCUUCGUCAGAUGACAGAGGAGCUGUUGACACUCCCAGGAAGUCUUUCAGCUCUACAUACACCUAACUUGGAUGGUUUCAGACCUGAUGAUGUAGCCUCUUCAGCUGGAUUUCUGGACUUAGCAAAUAAAUUGGCAAUGGCACGUAAAGAAGCCUGUAAUAAGAAUAGUAGUGAUAGACAGGCAGUUGUGACAAAAAACCUAACACAUGGAAGAUUAGCACGGAAACCACCUGUGGUUACUUCCAACCUCGGCUGGAGUUACAGAGAUCUUGAUUAUGAUAUUGGAGAGUUGGAACGACUGAUAAGUGAUGCUUCAUACAGCAGUGAAGACGACAGACGUGGUUCAAGGAAAACGGGUUUAAUAUCUGAAUCUCUUUCAGGAGAAUCGGAGAGUGAACAAGAACAAAAGAGUGAAGAAGAAAGUAUGACAGAGAGUAAACGAGAUGGAAAAGAAUCACUUUAUCAUCAUCAAAGCAGAGCAGUACCAUCAAUUAGUGUAACCACCCAUUCCCCAAGACCCACAAGAGUACUUGAAAAGAACCUGAAACGCCUCCAAGAUAUACAAGAGGAAAUUCAACGAUUGAGAGAAAUGAAUAACAAACAGUUGGAGCUAAGGAGAAAACAGAGAGGUUUGACCACCAGAUUGAGCUCAUCGUGCCCUAUUCUAACUCCAGAAGUGGCUUUAACAGGGAUUAAUGAAGAGCCAACCCAACAUGGAAGAAGGUUAGGCUUUAUCACCAUGACUAGUUAUAGUCUACCUCAGAAAACCUACCUUGCCAAUGAUCAACGUUAUACUAAAUCAUUAACAGAAGCAACUAACGUCAAGAUCCAAGUCAAUGAUGUCACUCCUUCUAACUCUCAAGAAUUUCUGAACUUUGUUAGUACUGCUGAAGGUAGGAUUCGGUCAGUGAAAGCCCAUAGUAACACGCCAUCUUCUAGAAGACAGAUUGGGGGUACUUCAUCACAGAGGUGUGCACAAAAGUCAGGAAAGAAAGAGUUACCACGACGAAAAAGUUGGUCAGCCAUGUAUGAAGAAGAGAUGGGUGAUGGGAGUGAAGUUCUGAGAAGCAUGAGUUUGAGUAGCUUAAAUUCGGACACAGAAGAAGCAUUUUAUGAUGCUAUGGAUGGAACUUCAUUCUCCGUUGGAAGGUCCACAAAAGAGCACAAUGAAGGACAACCCUUAAAUCAUGGAGGAUGUAGUUACGAGAAGCAACGCAGUUUUUCAGCUGGAAGUGAAGAAAUGACUCAUCUAUCUCUUUCUAGUCAAGGCACCAGGUCAUCAGGUCAUAGUAUGUCCAACAUUGCAGAAUGUGCCAAGCACUGUGAAGAAAGCAAAGGCUUAGACAGCAGUGAUCCUAGAUGUCAGACCUCCACCUGUCUUUUGGAACCAUGGUCUCCUCUGCAAAAGUCUGUUUCUACCCCUUCCAUUUUUGCAGCCCAACAAACAGCAGAGGGGUUUGAAGAAAUAGCAGAAGCUGGAGAUGGUUUAUUUAAUUUCAAUCCACUCGACAUGUGUGACCUGGACGAUGAGCUUAGUGUUGGUAUGUUGCCUGAAGAUGAAGAAUCUAGUUUUCCUUUGGCCCAAGUGUCAUUAGCUGAUUUGUUGAGAAGCUAUCAAAACCAGAAUUACUUGACUGGUCAGGAUAGUGACGAUGAUAAACCAUUUGGAAAAAGGAAGAAGAGAGGGAGUCUUUUCUUCAGAAAAAGAAAGAGUAAGCAUGAAGAAAAAGACAAAGAGAACAGGAAGUCUGCCCACCAGUUUGUUUCUAUUUGUUACAGUAUAGCGGCUGAUUGUGAUGUGUGUAACAAGCCUCUGGCCAAUAAGCCAGCUCUUCGCUGUGAAAAUUGUUUGGUAGCAGUUCACUCAAGCUCGUGUAAGGAUCAAAUUAUUGACUGUACAAAAUUCAAAAGUUCAAGGGUUAAACCUUUGAAUCCUCCCACUUCUAAGGAAAGGUCUUCAGUUCCUGUACUUCAGGUUCCAACAAGUCGUGUUCCUCAUUAUCCAUACCGCUAUCGUCAUCUCGUCAGACCUGUAUCUCAGAGUAUGACUCAUCUAGUCACCAGUAAAUCUCGGAACAACACACAGCCUGUAAAAGACAAAAAAUUUACUGACCAAACACUAGUUGCAAAGUCACAGCUCCAAGGUGCAUCUACAGUCGACGCACCAGUCAAGACAAAUUCUUCAUUGCCGUCAUCAGGUAUGCCUAACAGGGCUUACACUCCCAGAGGCUCGACGCAGUGGCGUAGGGUUGCCACUAAGCUGGGAGUCAACAAAGUAAUUAAUGAAGAAAAAGAAGCAGAUCCAAUCGAUGACACCAGUUCAAAUAUUGUGGACAUUAAUUCAGCUUCUUUGGAGUCUCUUGAAGAUGCGUGUCAAGAAAUCAGUGAUUUAGAAGAUGAUCCUGUCCUUCAGUUAGCGGUUGAGGAAUCUGCAGUGUGGAGUACCACAGUAGACAAGAAGAUUUUGAAGAAGCUAAAAGACAGAGAAGUAAAAAGACAAGAGUCAAUUUAUGAGUUUAUUCUAACAGAAAAACAUCAUUGUUUAACUCUGAAGAUAAUGCAGAAGGUGUUUGCUCAGGGAAUGAUUAAAGAGGUAGGACUGACUAAGGACCUAGUUGAUCGUAUUUUUCCCUGCUUGGAAGACUUGCUAGAGAUUCAUUCAAGCUUUUUAAGAAAACUUCGGGAAAGGCAGCAUCAGGACAGAACAGUUGAAAAGAUUGGAGACAUUCUUUAUGAGCAGUUUCAGGGAGAAACAGCAAUUCAGUUGAGAACAGCCUAUGGUCAGUUUUGUAGCAGACAUAAAGAAGCUCUGUCAUUGUACAAAGAUAUUCUUAAAGCUGAUAGAAAGUUCCAGAACUUUAUCAAGCGAUGUAGUUUGAUCCCUGUGUGCAAAAGCAGAAGAAUUCCAGAAUGUAUUCUUUUGGUAACUCAGCGAGUAACUAAGUAUCCCUUGCUAAUUGAUUCCCUCAUCAAGGCCACCAAAGAUGAUAAGACAGAACAGCGUGUUCUUUCAGAAUCAUUAAGUAAUGUCAAGGAUAUUAUCAGCCAAGUUAAUACUCAAGUGGCAGAAAAUGAGAGACAGCAGCGGUUAUUGGAAAUGUACAACAAAGUGGAUGCAAAAUCAACUGCUUAUUUUCGGGGUAAAAAAUUCAAGAAAUCUGACUUGUUGUCAGGAGGACGUAAGUUAUGUUAUGAAGGUACCAUUUCUCUAAGAACUGCUCGAGGGAAAACUUCAUGUGUUGUGUCACUGCAGAAGUUGCUAGUAAGAGAGAAGGCUGGCCAAGACAGUAGAGGUAUCUAUUUAAUUAGUUCCAAUCCCAAUGAACCUGAAAUGUAUGAGAUGAUAUGCUACACGGCUAAGGAACAGAAGACAUGGGUUGAAGUCAUUAAAAGUGCAAUAGAACAUUGUCCAACCUUGGAUGAAGGAAUUCCAAAUGAGAAUGAAGAAGAGAGAAAAUCAGAAGAAGCAAAGUCGGCAAAAAUAAAAGAAUUGAUAGGUCAGUUAUAUGAAAAAGAUCUAACUAUAGCCCAUUUGUGUGAAGAUAAAAUGCAUAUUUUUGCAAACAUUAUGGAGCUCCUAGGCGUUGAUCCUGAGCCAAUAGAAAAUAUAAAAUACACACAUUUACUAGAAAGACAAAAUGGACCAGAAACUAAAGAAAUCGUUUUUUCUGCAUUAAACGAAGCCACCCAGCUUGCUAAUACGCUUUAUGCAACUGGUACCAACCUAAGUCGUAGUGUGAGUAGUGCCGGAGAACAUCAGAGUGAGGCUUACUAUUCGCCCGUUUUACCAAAACGGGCAGAAACAUUUGGUGGAUUUGAUAAUCCUAACAAAGAACAAAAUAACUCCAACAAAAGUACUGGUAAGGUGUUUAAAACUAUACUUUUUCAAUCAAUCUGA